Messenger RNA from Salmo salar (Atlantic salmon), 5666 nucleotides. NCBI's taxonomy places the organism in Eukaryota, Metazoa, Chordata, Actinopteri, Salmoniformes, Salmonidae. The record is from RefSeq and is a predicted model, not a curated record.
GACCAUUGCCAUAAAUCGAACAUGAAUGGAAUAAAAUACCGUUUCUAUUACAUUAUGUUCAUUGCCUUUUGCAGUAUCGGCGAAAGAGAAGAAGUCCUAUGCGCUGUGCUAUUCAGCUAACGUUAGCAUGUAUUUCCCUUCGCUGCAAACAUCCCUCUCAGAAUUAUAGUUUAACCUGCAGAUUUUUAAGCAAAAUGGCGACACUGUAAUGGAUGGAGGACGAAAAACGUACAGUGUCAAGUGUAAUGACAAACUUGCUAAUUGUUAUUGUUUCCUGCAUUGGGAAGGUAGGUCUCAUGCUUCGAUACACGCGUCUAUAGACAAUAUAUUAUUAUUUGGGGAAUCUUGUGUUGACAUGUUUAGAGGUUCGUGGUAGCCCUUGGUUUUAUUGAGCACGGAACACAGCGGACACACUGGCACCAUACUGGCAUAGAGAUGAGAUAACGCAAGACGUUGGCUCGACAUGCAUAAUGGUGGGUUUUCAGAAGACCAUAGAGUGGAACCAAUGGUUUGGAACAGAUUGAACAUACUGGGGAGAUGGCUGAUAUAAAGCCAAAUGCACAAGAGGACAAAGAAGGAGAUGUGGUGGAACCAGUGUGUGACAGCUCCGUUGCCACUCAGGAGCCAUUACAGUGUCACACGUCCUCCCUUAAGAACAAUGCUGCAAGGUUGUCAGAGCAGCUGUCCUUUGACAGACUCCCAAACCCUUUAAAUGGAGCACAGCCCAGUCCAUUUGUACCCAGCAGUGUCCCUGCUGUUCCCCACACAGCCCAAGCAGCCCAUUCACUACCUUUCGUAGCACUUGUUAAUGGACCUGCUUCACACCCUAACUCAGAGGAGAGCUGUGGCCUGAACAAAGACAGCACAACGCCCAACACUGACCUGGUGGAGGCCCAGGACGCCCAACUAUGGCAAGCAGGGAGGGACACAAGCUCUCAGGUGUUACCACCACCCAGUGAGCUUCAAUCAGACGCCCUGAAGAACCCAGCAGGGCCAGGGCCUGUUCUGAAAACACUAGCCACCACGCAGCCAGAGGCCAACAACACGUCACCAUCUGACUCUGGGGAGAGUGAGGCUGAACUGCCCUACCAGGCCCGUGACGCCACCUUGUCAGACCACAGUCCACAGCCUCACCAAACGCCAAUUAACCAAAUAUGGACGGCUGAGGGAGUCAAGGCUAGAGCUAGAUCUAUAUGGGACUUAAACACCACAGAGUCCUCUGAGAGCUCGUCGGACGGUUCUGACGGGGCUGACUCACUACACUGGGAUUCUCAGAAAGAGCUCAUACGUGUGUUGUGGAACAAUCGUAACGUUGACAGCAGCUUAGAGGAAAAGGCUGCGGGAGUGGGAGUGAUGCCUCAGCUUACCAGCCAAAGACAGAGGAAGCGUAAAAUACACCUGGUGGGUACGUCAGGCUCUCCUGAAAAAGUUUACAACAGCAGCUCGAACCAUACCUACAAAAAGUGGCAUAUUGAAGAGGAGGAAGAUGAUGAUGAGGAUUUUGACAUCGCCAACAUAAAUGAUGAGGAUUUCCCUUGUAAAAAGGCUGUACAGUCUUCUGUGAAUUCAUGUCAAGAGCAUCCCAGUGACAGUCCUGUAAUCAUCAAGAAGCUGAUUAUAAGAGCAGAUUGCCACGAAGACAAUCACUCCGACUCCCUCUUUAGUAGAAAGCCCAAGCAGCUAAAGACAGAGCAAUCCGAACAAGAACCAUCAUUCUUCCCAUGCACAAAGUGCAAUGUUAAUUUCAAGGAGAAAAGGCAUUUGCAUAGACAUAUGAUGUAUCAUUUAGAUGGGCAUAAUCAUCAGAUACGCCACCACGAGAACGUUCCACGGCCUUUUAUAUGCAGGGAGUGUGGGCGUUCGUUCCGCGACCGCAACUCCCUCCUCAAGCACAUGAUUAUCCACCAGGAGAGACGGGAGAAACUUAUGGAGGAGAUCCAGGGACUCAACAAACUCCGAGACGAAGGCAGGAACGCUAAGCUGCAGUGCCCGCAGUGUGUGUUCGGGACCAACUGCCCCAAGACGUUCGUCCAGCACGCCAAGACACACGAGAAGGACAAACGUUAUUACUGUUGCGAGGAGUGCAACCACAUGGCCCUGACAGAACGGGAGCUUGAAGCACACCUGUACGCGGUGCACUGUGACACACUGCAGUACAAAUACAAGAACAUGAUCAAAGAUGAGGAGUCAGAGUUUCCUACAGAUAACAAUGAAGAUAAUGAAUCAAGAUCUGUUCUGUUUCACUGUAAAGUGUGCCCUUUCAGCACCCAGAAUCAAAAUGACCUGAAGAGCCAUUGUGACCUAAUACACCAGUUUUGUGAGGAAGAAUGUGAAAGUCCACCGUUUAACAAAGCAUCUGACCAUCAAGAUCAAUAUAGGCUAGCUGACCCGUCCAAAAAAUCAGAUUUAAAACUCCUACAGCUGAAGCAAAAGUUCUGUAUUAAAAAGCCUGCUUUCUGGAAAAGAGCAGAUUUGCCCUUUUGGUCUGGUAGUGUAGCUGACUUUUACACGAGAAACAAAGCAGACGCACAGAAGUAUUACAAAGAUCUUACCGCCUCCCAGUUCAAAUGCAGUCUUGGCAGCUCAACAAACAAGCUGUCACCAUCUAUGUGGAGGAGCGACAAGCCAAGCAAAUUAUCUCCAAAACCAAUAGAGAAAAUAGACGUGACAACAGGUCUCCCUUAUGUUGAGGAAGACAAUCAACAAUACGACCAUGUCAUUUCAGGAAUCUCAGAAAGGACAAAAUAUCCCUCAAAUGUUGAUGUGUUGGUUACAUCCAAGAUGGCUAAAACAGGCCAGAUGCUAAAUCAUAGCUUUGACUCUGACAAGAGUCAGGGAGAUAGCAACGACUUGACCUGCAGGAAGUCAGAGCCCCAAGCUGUUACCCGAAAGUCUCCAUCCAAACGAAAAAUGUCCACACCCUUCCGCAACACUGUGGACAAGGUGGUUGAUAAUGUUUUUCCAAAACUGAACCCAAAGUUAAAAGAGACUACCACUCCUGAAGACACAGAAGAUGAUGAUUAUGAGGACACGUAUGACUUUAGUGCCUACACCAGUGAGGCUACAGCCAACUUCCUGGAUAGUAGUGAGAAUGAGAGGAACCCCUAUGCCCGUAGCUACUUCAUACGCAGACAGAGGGGUUCUUUUGUUAAAGAAGAUCCUGAACCUGCUGCUGAUGUCGGCCAUUUUGAAAAGAACGCUACUCAGCCUGACCACCAUUUUGAAAAGACUGAAGUCAAGGAGGGGGAGUAUGACAGCGAUGACAUACAGAAGCUUAUUAUCAAAGAGGAGUGUAUAGAAAGCUCAGUGUGUGACGAUUCUCCGGAGUCACCCACCACCACCAAAACACACAACCAAAGUCUCUCCUAUGAGUAUGACGUCUCCCCUCCAUUUGGGUCAGAAAGAAAGUCCUGCCCCUAUUGUCCUGCUGUGUUUGAGUCUGGGGUGGGCUUGUCCAAUCACGUGCGAGGGCACCUGCACAGGGUGGGGCUGAGUUAUGAUGCUCGCCACGUGGUGUCACCUGAGCAGGUAGCUUCGCAGGACCGACAGCCACGCAUACGCAGGAAGAUCCCUUCUGUGGCACGGAGGAUCAAAAAAGCUGAGAAGCCGGAGUCUCAGGCGGAGCACACCUGUCCCUUGUGCUGUGGCUGGUUCGACACCAACACGGGCCUCUCCAAUCAUGUGAGGGGCCAUCUAAAGCGGAUAGGGAAGACCAGCACCAGCACCAGCACCAGUAAGAGUCCAGUGUGUAUCCUUAACGAGCUGCUACAGGAUGAGCAGGAACACCAGAACAUCCUCCAGACCCUCAACAGGAAGCAGUUCCUCUCUCGACCAAUCAUCUCCCAAAAGUUCAUCGGAAGUGAUGGGCUCUUCCUGACACCCACAGGGUUCCCAGUGAAGAUCCAACAUGGCUGCCAGCCAGGCCAGGAUGGCAAUUCCACUUCAUGGGGGCCCAGUGCAACUACACCCAGGCAGGAGGAAGUUAAGGGAGAGGAGUUAUUUUCUGAAAGGAAGAGUAUAGAGAUACGAGUGGUCAGGGAACCUUCCCAGGGCACUUUAGUAGAGCUGCUGAGGAAGAGGAAGUUGGACAAGGAGCAGGAGCAGCUGAGGAAUAACAGCAGAUCGUAUGAUGCAGAUAGGAAUCACCUUACUGUGACCAACGAGAAGUUUGAGGAGAGACAGAACCAACAGGCCAGCAACCUGGAACCACACUGGGCCCAAGAGAGAAAUGAAUCUAAUAAGAAGAUGUGCAUUCACUGUAACACAACCUUCCCCAGUGCUGUUAGCCUGUCCAAUCAUCUUCGCGCUUAUGCACGCAGGAAGAGGGUUGCCAUGUUGGAAGGAACAACCUAUUCCUGUAUACAGAAGAAGCCUAGGUUGAGGGCUGGACCAAAGAAGAAACUAUUCUCAGCUCUCCCACCUGCUGUUGAGGAGAUGUACAGACUCACCUGCAGAUUCUGUGACCUGGUCUUCCAGGGUCCUCUGUCCGUCCAGGAGGAUUGGAUCAAGCACUUACAAAGACACCUCAUGCACACCAGUGUCCCUCAUACAGGGGCUGGCAUGGUAGAGGUCCUGGGACUACACAAAGAGAUGUCCUCCUUUCCCCCCCAGCAGCACCCCUGUCUGGAGCACCCAAUGUCCAAAUUGCACCCCACAGCCCACGAGCCACUGGAGCACCAUGAGCACCCCUGCUUGGAACACCCCUCUCAUCAUGAUCACCCCUCUCCCCAGCAGGAACCCCCCUUGCCCAAUGAGCACCCCGAAACCCACGAGCACCCUGAGCCACAUGAUGAGCACUCCUUGCAUUAUGCAUAUCCCUCAUCCAAUGAGCACCCCAGCCUGGAGCAGCACACGGCCACGCCCCCUCCGGAGCUUCUUCCAGUGGCUUCCUGAGCUAAGGGGUUGUUUACAACAUUUUCACUUUAGAUCUUUAUCCUGCACAUGUAAAUAUGGAUAGAUACAUAGAAAUAUAUAUAGAGAUAAAUACAAAUAUUCUAAAGCUAUAUAUAUAUAUAUAUAUAUAUAUAUAUAUAUAUAUAUAUAUAUAUAUAUUGUUUUUCUUAAUAUGCACAUGGACCUACUAGCCCUUCUCUCUAUUUUAUAAGACCUGUAUCUAUACUAUAUUGUAGAUGAUAGAUCUUGUUACUUAGACGUACAGAACCGUUACUGAAUUUACAGUUACAGAGAAUUCUACUUGAGAUGCAAAAAGGCCAACAACAUUCGCUGAAGCUUGAACAGCCGUCAGUUCAGAACAUUGUAUCUCAACUUUUUUUUACCUAAUGUAUGCAGUGCUGUUACCUCUUCUACUCUACUACGUUUAAGUGAAGUUUUACUUACAGAUAAUCUUGCCAUAUUGCAACAUGGACGCAUGUUAAAUGUGUCUUCUUGUUUCUUUCUUUACACUGUUUAGCAGUCAGUCAGAACUUUGAACCCAAUACCAAUGGGGUGGCAGGUAGCCUAGUGGUUAGAGCGUUGGGCCAGUAACCAAAAGGUUGCUAGAUUGAAUCCCUGAGCUGACAAGGUAAAAAUCUGUCGUUCUGCCCCUGAACAAGGCAGUUAAACCAAUGUUCCCAGUCAGUCAUUGUAAAUAAGAAUUUGUUCUUAACUGACUUGCCUAGUUAAAUAAAAAUAAACCAAAAGAGACAACUCACACCUCAGCAUUGUGA